This is a messenger RNA of Ochotona curzoniae (black-lipped pika), 2450 nucleotides long. RefSeq names its product tudor and KH domain containing (gene TDRKH). NCBI's taxonomy places the organism in Eukaryota, Metazoa, Chordata, Mammalia, Lagomorpha, Ochotonidae. Gene Ontology annotation, molecular function: RNA binding. The record is from RefSeq and is a predicted model, not a curated record. Gene Ontology annotation, biological process: spermatogenesis. Bases 17 to 1678 code for a protein of 553 amino acids. The transcript is spliced from 12 exons.
UCCACCAAAGCAGAAAAUGUAUACUGGACGGACUUCUUGGACAAACCUGUCCACAAUUCAAAAAAUAGCACUGGGUCUUGGGAUCCCAGCCAGUGCCACCAUUGCCUAUAUCCUCUACCGCAGGUACAGAGAGAGCCGAGAAGAGCGACUGACAUUUGUUGGGGAGGAUGACAUCGAGAUAGAGAUGCGGGUUCCACAGGAGGCUGUGAAGCUCAUCAUUGGGCGGCAAGGAGCCAACAUUAAACAGCUGCGGAAGCAGACAGGUGCUCGGAUUGAUGUGGACACAGAAGAUGUGGGUGAUGAACGCGUGCUGCUCAUCAGUGGUUUCCCUGUUCAAGUGUGCAAGGCUAAAGCGGCAAUCCAUCAGAUCCUGACAGAGAACACGCCAGUGUGUGAGCAGCUCUCUGUUCCCCAGAGAUCCGUGGGCAGGAUCAUAGGGAGAGGUGGCGAGACAAUUCGUUCCAUCUGUAAGGCCUCUGGAGCUAAGAUUACCUGUGACAAAGAAUCAGAGGGGACGUUACUACUAUCAAGACUCAUAAAAAUCUCAGGAACCCAAAAGGAAGUGGCAGCAGCCAAGCAUUUGAUACUAGAGAAAGUGUCUGAAGACGAAGAGCUCCGAAAAAGAAUUGCCCAUUCUGCAGAAACCAGAGUCCCACGCAAGCAGCCAAUCAGUGUGAAGAGAGAGGAAGUGGCAGAGCCUGGAGGAGGGGGCGAUUUGGCAUUGUGGAGAAACACUGGUUCUAGCAUGGGGGAGCUGGCGCCCCUGGAGGUUGCUCCCUACAAAGGAGGUGUUGACAUUGAUGAUGUGGGGCCACAAGAGAGUUCCUCGGAGAACCCCAGUGAUGACAGCUUAAAGAACAGUGCAGACCAGACCAGUCCAGAGACAUCCAUGUUUCAAAUUCCCAGUCCUGACUUCAGCUUCCAUGCGGAUGAGUACCUGGAAGUCUACGUCUCGGCCUCUGAACACCCAAACCAUUUUUGGAUCCAAAUCCUUGGAUCCAGGAUGCUGAUGUUGGAUAAGCUUAUCACUGAGAUGACACAGUAUUAUGAGAACAACACAACCGGGGAGUUUACAGUGAAACUGGGGGACAUCGUAGCAGCACCAUUACAUGCAUGUCGCACCUGGUAUCGAGCCCGGAUUGAUGGCAUUUUGGAGAAUGGGGAAUAUGACCUCUACUUUGUUGACUUUGGAGAUAAUGCAGAUUUCCCACUGUCGGAACUCCGGCCUCUCAGGAGUGAUUUCCUGAGUCUGCCAUUCCAAGCGAUAGAAUGUAGUUUGGCAGGGAUUGGCCCCGCAGGUGGAGAAUGGGAGGAAGAAGCUUUGGAUGAGUUUGACAGACUUACCUACUGUGCUGAAUGGAAGCCCCUAGUGGCCAAGAUUUCUAGCUAUGUCCAGUCUGGCACGGACACUUUGCCGAAGAUCUACCUUUAUGAUACUAGCCUCGGCAUGGAUGUUGAUAUUGGGUACCAAUUAGUUUGUAAAGGAUAUGCAGUUGAGCUUCCUGAAGACAGGGAAGAAGACAGGGAUGGGGCCACAGAAACGUAUGUCUCUGGGAGCGUGGUCACAGAUACCAGGAAGAGCCCUGGUGAGAUGGCACACACCCUCUCCUGCCUCAGCAUUUCAGAAGCGGCCUCUAUGACUGGUGACGAUAACCUGGAAGAGAACGACUUGCUGUGAAGUCCAGGCUUCAGCUGGCUCAACCAUCUCCCAGCUUUGCGAGUGGAGCUGUCCUCUAGCCACUGGAAGCAGGGGCCUUGCCUUAUCAACCACCACCACUUCUCCUCAAUUUGCAUUAAGCUCUUUCAAGCCCCAUGUCUCUUUUUGGCAGAGUCUGGUGUCUGGAGAAGGAGUCUAUGAUGGAGAGAUCUAGGCGGUCUGUCCUCAAUUUCACAGGCAUUCUGGCUUGCUGUGGAGCAUUUUCUCCUUCCUUUGGACUACAGAGGGAGGCAAAGCAUCCCCUCCCCUUACCCACCCCUCAGUGAUGAUGGAUGUACUGCUUCCAGACCCUUCCAUGUUAGGCUCCAUCCGUCUGCCAGCUGUAAUGUGCAUUCCUGCAGGGCUGAGAAACGGCCAGGUUUAGUCAGUGGAAGUAAUGCUUCUGCAGCCGUCUGACUCACCCUAGCAGGUGAUUGGUCAGUGGCAAACCAAAAACCUGAGGGACUCAACCUGUGCUUGAGUCAGUUAAGGCCACAAUCAGCGUGAUCCUAUGAAAAAGCUUCAGGAAGUAAAAGUACCACCUCACAGCUUCAAUUGCUGAUGCUGAGAAAGAUUUUGAAAUAGUGUGUCAGCUAUUUCUCUGCAGAGUUUAGUUAGGAGAGAAGAAACUCAGGAAAUAGUCAACGAUUGUUAGCACAGUGCCUGUGUGAAUAUUUGUACACCCAGAAAACUUUAUAUACUUCUGUUAACAUUAUUUGGGGAAUUCUUUAUUGAAUAAAGAUUUCAAAAAACU